This is a messenger RNA of Phytomonas sp. Hart1, 2508 nucleotides long. NCBI's taxonomy places the organism in Eukaryota, Euglenozoa, Kinetoplastea, Trypanosomatida, Trypanosomatidae. The record is from the annotation of a GenBank genome assembly.
AUGGAAUGGCUAGGAAAUCUAUACUCUGACGUCGAGCACCGCGGGGCUCAUGAAAUUAUUUUGCGCUAUAUCAACAACGACGGGGUGGUGGUGGGGUGGGGCCAUUCUGUGAAUGGGGAAUUAGGCAACAACGCGCGCUAUAACACCCUCACGCCACUCAUGGUCGGGGGGCUUGACAAGCCUAUCCGGAUCGCCUGCUCGGUGAUGUCGUCGGCCUGGCUUGGGGUGCAGAAUUUCCUUCUGACGAUGGGAAGUGGGAUGUGGGGGGAGCUAGGGGUGGGGAACCCUUGUUUAUGCCCGCGGGUGGUGAAUAACGAGAUGAACCUGCCGAUCUGCCCGACGCAGAUCACCGUCCGGCCCUUUGACCCGAAAGACCUCAUCAUAGACGUCACCGCGGGGUACCUUUACUUCGCCGGGGUCUCCCUCAAAGGGGUGGUUUACGCGUGGGGGGCGAACAACUACGGGCAGUGCCACCGCGACCUCUACAACGCCUGCUGCGGGCUCGCGCAGCCGCGGGUGAUCCCGAACGAGAAGGUGGUGGAGGUGGCGUGUGGGAACUACACCGUGCUCGCGCGGACGGUCUCCGGGGCCGUCUACGGCUGGGGCCUGUCGAAGCUCCUCGACCUCGAGCCCGAGGAGGAGGCGGGGCUCGUGCAGGUCCGCACGGAACCCCGCGAGCUGCCCAACGCGGGAGACCGCUUCGUCGUCCCGGACCCCCACCGGCUGGGGGUCUUCACCGGGGAAUCCGUGCGGGGGGUGCGGGCCGGGCCUUGGCAUUUCGCGGCCUUCACCGCCGCGGGCGUCGUGUAUUCGUGGGGGCUGGGGAAUAACGGCCGGCUCGGCCACGGCGACGAGGCGGACGUCCUUCACCCGACCCCGGUGCGUGCGCUCUCGGCGGUCGACAUCGUCGAGGUCGCCUGCGGGAGCUUCCACACCGUCUUCCUCACCGCCGACGGCCGGGCCUACGCCUGCGGGGACAACCAGGCCGGCCAGUGCGGCGCGGUGGGGGUCUUCGCGGUGGUCUUUCCGCAGCCCCUGCGGGUCCCGGGCGGCCGCGCGGUCGUCCACGCCGCCUGCGGCCGCCUCCACACCCUUUUGCUGCUCACUACCGGCGAGGUCGUGGCCUACGGCUCCGGCGUCGGGCUCGGGCUGGGCAGCGGCUACGGGAUCCGCCUCGUCCGCGGCCAGCCCCUCCUGACGAACUUCACGACGCUGUGGGUGGUCAGCGGCCGCGCCCACGGCUUCGCCAUGACCCUGGCGAAGACGACGACGAUGGUGGUGCUGGGGAUGCCCCACCGCGGGGUCCCUGCCGCGGUCCUGUGCAGCGGCCUCAAGGACGGCAUCCUCGCCUGCGGGGCGGGGAACGACUUUACCCUGCUCAUUAACCGCUGCGGGGGGCUGUACGGGUUCGGCGUGGAUGGAUGGGGGCAGCUCGGGUUCACCGCGCCGGAGUCGGCCGCGCUGACCCCCGACGGCGUUCCGGUCAUCCCGAGCGCGAUGCGCGUGCCCUACUUCGCGCGGACGGUCGUGACCUUCGUGGCGGCCGGCUUCAGCUUCGCCCUGUGCAUCAUCGAGGGCGAGCGGGUCUACGCGUGGGGGAAUAACAGCUACGGGCAGUGCGGGCUCGGGGUGGAUCCGAAGAAGUGGAAGCGCAUCGCCCAGCCCCGGGAAAUUACCUGGCUGGGGGAUAAGCAGAUUAUCCAGGUCGCCUGCGGGAGCUACUUCGCCCUGGCUCUGCGCGCGAGCGGGGAGGUCUAUAGUUGGGGCGCGAUCGAGUGCUGUGGGGUGGGGUUGGACCCCCCGAAGGAGGCGAUUCCUCCGCGUGUGAUUAUGCGCGACGUUGGCGAGGAAAGUGCCGGGGUUAUCCUCUCUCCGGUUUUGGUCCCCUGUCUGUCAAACAUUGUUCAGGUGGCCGCGGGAGGCUGGCAUGCACUCGCGCUCAACGCCAUCGGCGAGAUCUACACCUGGGGGAUGGGGGAUGGGGGCCGCCUCGGCCUCGGGAACCUCGACUCUGUCUUUUAUCCAACGCGAAUCAUACACGACAGCUUUUUUACGCGAAUUAACUGCGGUUGCUAUAGUAGCUACGGGAUCGACGACGACGCGCGGCUCUUUGUGUGGGGUGUGAACGAUGUGGGGCAACUGGGGUUGGACAGCGCGAAUGUGCUGACGCCAACUUACGUGUUGGACAAUGUUAUGGAAGCCACACUCGGGAAAUCUUUUACCUUGGCGCUCACCUUUAACGGGAUGUUUCACAUGUCCGGCAUGAUAGAGUUUGACGGCGGGUUCGUUUCCAAGUGUUCGGGCUUUGAUGAUUUUGACAACCUUCCCACCUUUAUUCGAUCCUCGACACUAGCUCAGGAGCGGCUUAGGGGCCUCCGAAUUUUCGGAGGUCAUGAACAUGUUGUGUUAUUAUGUGAAAAGAACCCAAUCGAACCUGACUUGAUCGCAAUAACCACGAAGACCUUACGCCACCAGCCUGAGCGUAUUAUAGCAAGAAGGUCCAUGUAA